UAUAAAAGGUUCUCAAGUUCAUGUCUACAGUUAUUUUAAAUUGAAGUUUAUAAUUAUUACCGAUAUGGCCCUCAGCGGAAAAUACAAAUAUGUUAAAGAUGAAGGUUUUGAAAAUAUUCAACCGAGAGCAGGCGGAGAUGGAAAAGGCCCUAUGAAAUUUGAGGGAUCGACAUUAGAGAUUGUUGUAAAAGACAACGAUGUCACUUUGACAACCACUUUUAGCGAUGGAAGAACUAGGAAAACAGAAUUCGAAAUAGGAAAGGAAUUUGAAGAGAAAAUGGGACCUAAUUCAAACAAGAAUUUAGGAACACUUGAAGGAAACGUUCUCACAAUUACUUCAAAGUCAACAGAAGGCACGGGAGGUAUGACCAGAAUAUAUACACCAUCAUCUUCUGGAAUAGAAGUUGUAAGUCAUCCAAAUAUUUUAAAGAUACUCUUAAUUAUCAAAAUGAUUUAUUUGUGGGGUUAAACAAGAUGUACAUAAGGACAGUUUUCUGUAAUGAACCUAUGAAACGAAUCGACAAUCUUAUUAUAAAGGGUGUUUCAAUAAAAUAUAACCACGUUUUUAGAAUAAAGGGCGAUGAAGAAACAUUUUUUAAAAUGAUUUCGAAAAUACUCUCAAAAUUAUAGUGGAAUUUUAUACGAAAAUGUUUUGAAAGCUCAUACUUCCCAUGAAUUUGUUUUUAUAUCUAACUAUCAUGCAAGGGGGUUAGUUACUUGUUAUUGUAAUUGAAUAUCGAUGAUCAUAUGAAGUAUUGACAAAGUUAUCAAUUAAAUAAAAAAUCACAAAAAGAAAAUGAAAAUAAAGACCAAGAACAUAAAAUAAAUCACUUAAAGUAAGUGUUUAAAAUGUUUUCGACUUAUCAUAGGAACGGGGUCGCCUCCCUUUCAAACAACCUAUAGAAAGAUUUACAAAGGUAUUGAAUUUAAUGAUGAAAGAUCCUUAGAGUUGUACUGGUUUCUGAUUACAACCUAAUUUUCCUUAUUUGAGUUAUCCUCUAAUAAAAAAUUGAGGUUAAUAAAACCAAACCAAGAGAGGAAUAAAAAAGAAGAGGUAUUGGUGUUUAUAGAUGAAAGGGAAUGAGUAAAAACCGUAUUAAAAUAGAUGGUUCUCGAGAGGGUGCGAUGUAUAAAUCUUUGCCUAUCUCGAGAAACAUUUCACUAUCAUAUAUUGUACGAAAUUCGACGAUUUAACGACUGAAACUUACGGUAAAGUAUUGAAAGUGUUUAGUGACGACUCUGUGAACUUCGGACAAGAAUUUGAUCGACAUAAAAUGCUUAAGGUAGGCCUUGAAAUCGUGGAAGACGAAACGCGAUAAGAAAGAUCGUUCGAGGUGCUAAAAUGCACUAACACGUUCCUAAAAUGGAACACGUAGUGUAAAUAACGUAUUUUCAAUCGAUUGAGAACGUUCAAACUAAUGUACCAAGGGUGUUGUAGGAGGUCCCAGUCGAACACUUGCUGCAUUGUCUCGAAAAAUUGGUGUGUAAUUUUCAUAAAAUUAAUUACAUUACAUGUCAGAUGCUGAAUAUCAUAUUAACGUCAAUCAUCGUACAACUGACGAUGCACCUAUUGCACGAUUAUAAUGAUGGUUAUUCAGAUAGUACACAACUUGCAUUUCAAUAUUUGCCUAAUUCAUGAGGACAACGUUAUCUGCUUAUUCCCUUCAACGAAAAAUGCAAUCUACUGAUAUGAUGAUUAAUUCUAUAAUGAAAUUCAAUGAUUAUUAUCAAUUAUAAUUUGUUUUUUAGAUCCACAAAUUCAGUAAAGGUGAAGGAAAAAUAUUAUAUCAACGGCAAUAGAGACGACACGUUUAAAAUUUAUUUAUAAAUGUAAUAAUGUUUCAGAUGCAUUGUUGUUUUUAUAUAAUUUUAAAAUAAAAUAUAAAGCCUU
Diorhabda sublineata is the source of this 1891-nucleotide messenger RNA. RefSeq lists its product as uncharacterized. The record is from RefSeq and is a predicted model, not a curated record. Lineage: Eukaryota; Metazoa; Arthropoda; Insecta; Coleoptera; Chrysomelidae. The coding region runs from base 65 to 469 and encodes 134 amino acids. The transcript has 3 exons.